AUGAUGAGCGCCGGCGCCGGCGGUCCCGAGUGGCCGUCGAACAGAGAAAACGACCCUGUUGGAGACGAGUCCGCCGUCCCUUUAACAAGCGGCUGUACAGAAGCUGGUACUGAGAACGAAGCUAGUGUUUCACUCUUUGGUGCCGACAAUUCAACUGACACAAGGGUUUCCGAUAAUGUGAAUGAAUUUGGGGUUUUGAAGUUCGAAAAUGAUGAAACUAGUCCGGACGAUGCAAGUGGAGGAGCUUUGGAGAAUCAGCACAGUCAUUCUGUUUCGAGAAAAAAUGGUAAUGGCGAGGAGAGUACUGACGCACGCGAUGGCAAGUAUGCGGGUAAGAAAGCAAAAGGUGCAGUUGCCGAUUACGAUUUGAUUUUGUCUGAGUUUGAUCACUUUGCUGCUAAAGGGUCUUCUGAAGCUGUUGGAGUUGGAUAUGAAAUUGGGGAUAUGGUGUGGGGCAAGGUGAAAUCCCAUCCAUGGUGGCCUGGUCACAUUUACGAUGAGGCAUUGGCUUCUCAUUCUGUUCAGAGAAGCAAGCGGGAGGGCCAUGUGUUGGUAGCGUUUUAUGGAGACAGUAGCUACGGGUGGUUCGAACUAGAAGAGCUAGUUCCGUUUGAAGAGAACUUUGCUGAGAAAUCCUGGCAAACUUCUUCGCGAGCUUUUGUUAAGGCAGUGGAAGAGGCCGUGGACGAUUUGUCACGAAGAAGGGGCCUUGGUUUGGCCUGCCGGUGUAGAAAUGAGUUCAACUUCGGACCUUCGAAGAAGGAGGGCUACUUUGUUGUAGAUGUCGGGGAUUCUGAACCUGGGGUUUUCUCUUUGCGUCAGAUAAAAAAAGCAAGAGACGAUUUUCGGCCAAAGAAAAUGCUUUCUUAUGUCCUACAAAUGGCCUUGACACCCAUGACUGACCAGCAUUGGACAAUUGAUUUUAUCAAGAACAAGUCCACAGUCUUAGCCUGCAGGAAAGCACUUUUUGAGGAGUUUGAUGAAACAUAUGCACAGGCCUUUGGAAGUGUACCAGAGCGCCCUACUCGACCCACUAGACCAAUAGCUGUGGAUCCAUCUAAAGUAAGUAUGGAAAAAUGUAUUGGAUACUACGAAAGGGAAAACUGGAAGAGUGCACUUUACUGCUUUGAGGGUCACAUGACUAUGCAUGAGUAUUGUGGAUGUGGAGCUGCUGACGCUCCUUUGAGUGGCCGACUGGUGUUUGCCGACACGCUUGGCAAGGAUAAACAACAAUUCAUAAAACCAUCUAAAACGAAGGACCAACUGGAGAAAGACAAAUACCUUUUUGUUCGACGGGAUGCGCCAGUUCACGUGAACAGCAAAAAAACAAGUUUUUCGGUCCAAUCAGAAACCGGUGGUGUCAAACCUUUUGAAGGGCCCAGAAAAUCGGUAGGUGUACAGAUUAACACCAAGCGCCAAAUCGGGGAAUUGAGUGAAGCAAAUGUAACGGUGAAACAGAAGAAGAAGAAGAAGAGAAAAAUCGAAAUACAAAAGGUAGGCAGUGCGAAAAUUGUACGAACACCUCUUGCUACUAACAGUGACAGUAAAGGAGCGGUGGAAAAAGUUUCCUCAGAAAAAAUACUCGAUGACAGAAAGAAGGAUUUUGCCGUCAAUUCCUCCAUAUCUCCUUCGGAAGCACAGAAAUCCGCCAUCGACCUUCCGUUUCUAGUGCGUGAGCUGCGAACUCUUGCUCUCGACUCCAGACACGGAGCCGAGAGGGAUAGCUCAUCGUCAAUCCUCUCAGUCUUUCUAAAAUACCGAUCUCUCGUGUUCAAGAAGAGCUUGGCUUCGCUGCCUCGAACCGCGAACGAGACCAUCGAAGCUCCUCACGCCACCACUCAACAACCUCCUUUUCAUGGUCCUAUCGAUAAUAAAACCAACGAUAAAAUGAUCACGAAGCUUGCACGACCUUCUCCGAGACCUAUCGAUGAUCCAACAAAAGGCGGAAAGAAGCGGGACCCGUCCGAACGUCCGGUAACCAUAAAGAACAGCAACAACAACAUCAAAAGGAUGAAAAUCUCCGGCGGCUCGGAAGAUAUCGAGAGGAAAACGAUCAAGAAGAGAAUAAUAAUAACAACAGAUGACUCUAAAUUCCACACGAAGGAGACUGUUGCAAGAAAUUUUCCACCGAAAGUGAUGAAAGUCGAGUCGAAAAAGAGGGCAGGUGAGUCGAAGACGAACUCGAACUCGAACUCGAAUCCGACCAUGCUCGUCAUGAGGUUCCCUGCAGGUUCAGCCCUUCCGUCGGGCCCGCAGCUGAGAGCCAAAUUCGCCCGUUUCGGCCCGCUCGACCUCGACGCCACUCGAGUCUUCUGGAAGACCUACACUUGCCGACUGGUCUAUAGGCGGCGGGCAGAUGCAGAAGAUGCGCUCGAUUUUGCCUUGGGAAGCGAAAACUUGUUCGGGAGCACAAAUGUGAGGUGCCACGUCAAGGAGGUUGGGAUCGAGCCGCCUGCAGAGCCCGAGCCACCUGUCAGGGUCAAGAAGGAAGGUGGAGCCCAACGGGCCACCGCAGCUGAGAAAUCAAUACAGCCCAAAUCGAUCUUGAAGAAGGUGGUGUCGGGUGACGAGGGCAAAAUCGGUAUUAAUGGAAGUAGCAAAGGUACACGUGUAAAGUUUGUUCUUAGUGGCAAGGCUCAGGAACAACAGCUUACUAGUUUACCUGUGGGUUCAUCAUCAUCUCAUAUUAACAAUAACUCACAUUCAUCCAUGGAUUGUGCUUCUUCUUCAUCUUCUUCUGGUGAUAAAAAUUGGCCCAAAUUUUUACCAAAUUCGCAGACCGUUGUUACUCGUCAGUUUGAAAAUUUCGCGAUGAAUGUGAUUAGUGGCGAGCCUCUAUCCAACAACACGUCUCUCGAUAAACCUCCUCCACCGAGUAGAGAUAUUUCGCAACAGCUUCUCGAUUUAAUGGCUAAGUGUAGUGAUGCGGUGAAUCUUGUGUCGGGAGUAUUGGGGUAUAUGCCGUACCACACUCUUUAG
Messenger RNA from Striga asiatica, 2979 nucleotides. The record is from the annotation of a GenBank genome assembly. Lineage: Eukaryota; Viridiplantae; Streptophyta; Magnoliopsida; Lamiales; Orobanchaceae.